AUGGCCUUCAAAGCUUGUGUAUUGGAUGUGCUGGAGCUAUGUGUGCGUGUACUCAGUGAGAAGGAAAAUGAGAUGCUGCCUAUGGCCCAUCGCUGCUGGCCUGCCCUCCUACAGAGACUCACAGCUGAUGACCCUUUAGCAGUCCUCAGAGCCUUCAGGAUGCUGUGUACACUGGGUGAAACAUGUGGUGACUUUCUGAGGAGGAGGGUUUCUAAAGAGGUUCUGCCCAAGCUGAGCUCCUCACUGGCACGGCAAGCUCCGACCAGCGCCAAGGCCGGACCUGUCUACACACACACCCUGGUCUACAAACUGCAGCUGGCUGUACUUCAGGGGCUGGGCUCACUGUCCCAGAGGCUGGAUCUGGGUAAGAGGAUAGGAACACAUGACACACAAAAACACAGGUUUCCCAAGACACAAUGCACAGUGCUGAAGGAAUAUACAUACCAGGUUAAAGAGUGGAUAAAGAACACUUGUAAAAAAUGUAUCAUGGUUAAUCUUAGCCCUGACAGGUUUUCUAAUGAAGGUUGAUGCAACAUUAUGGUAAUUUUACCAAGAACAUAUUGAGGAUAGAAUACCUUUGUACCAAUGUAAUAUUUACAUAAGUAUGUUGUAUAAUGAGAGCUCUGAUGAAUAACCAGAGUAAAAUUGCGCUCCAACCAGAAAGCCAGUCAUUUAUAUGCAUUAAGGAUCAUGUAAACUCCCCUCCUAAUGGCAGCAUUAUUUUAGAAUAUCACCACAGAAGAAGUUUUAGAUGAGGCUUGGGCUGGAACAACUUGUAGAAAUAAAUUUUAUAUUUAUGUAUUAAAGGAAUAGUGCAACAUUUUAAGAAAGUGGUGCUGGAAACAGGAUAUUUAGCUUAGCACAAAGACUAU
This is a messenger RNA of Micropterus salmoides (largemouth bass), 872 nucleotides long. RefSeq names its product TELO2-interacting protein 1 homolog. Lineage: Eukaryota; Metazoa; Chordata; Actinopteri; Centrarchiformes; Centrarchidae. The record is from RefSeq and is a predicted model, not a curated record. The coding region runs from base 1 to 528 and encodes 175 amino acids. Gene Ontology annotation, biological process: chromatin remodeling. Gene Ontology annotation, cellular component: cytoplasm. The transcript is spliced from 3 exons.